Molecule: messenger RNA, 591 nt
Organism: Drosophila kikkawai
Lineage: Eukaryota; Metazoa; Arthropoda; Insecta; Diptera; Drosophilidae
Product: acylphosphatase-1
Molecular function (GO): acylphosphatase activity
Source: RefSeq, a predicted model, not a curated record
UAAAUGAUUAUAGCUUGGAAUAUUCUUUCACCUUCAGUUAGCCUCCAAAAAUCAUUCAAAGCAAACUCAUAUUUUAAAGAAAGGAAAGCUAAGGUUUUACAAUGAGUAGCAAAAUGAAUAAAUCCAAAUCAGCCGCCCCAAAAAAGGUGGAAUCUGCUCCAAAAACUAUUGAGAAAACUGCAGAAUCAAAGAAACAAAUUUUUAGUUGCCAGUUUGAGGUCUUUGGAGUUGUGCAGGGUGUCUACUUUCGCAAGCACACUCAAAAACAAGCCCAACAGUUGGGCCUUACUGGCUGGUGCAUGAAUACUAGUCGCGGAACUGUGCAGGGCAUGAUGGAAGGACCUCUAGAGCAAGUCAAUGAUAUGAAAACCUGGCUAAAAUACAAGGGCAGUCCUCGUUCCUCCAUUGAGAAAGCUGUGUUUUCUGAAAAUGAACCUCUGCCCAUUCAUAACUUCAAGAUGUUCUCCAUACGCCGCUAACGUUGAAAUUUUCUAUACAAUUUUAGUAACCUAACUGUGUUAAUCCGAGAAUUAUUUCGGAGAAUUCAAAGUCCCUGUCACGUAAUAAAUAUUUCUGUUCCUGCUCCCAAAA